AUGCUUCCAUUGUUAAAGCUUGGAACACUAGCCUUACGAACUAUUUCCAGGCCAAUUGCUAGAAGGCUCAAAGUAGAGGCUGGCUUACACCCCAGGUUUCGUGACUACAUCAUCAGCUUUGCCCAGGCAAACUAUCGUUUCAGAACAAAUAUACAAAGACGUCUAUAUGGACGGGCAACAGAUGUUGUGAUCCGUCCUAUGGAUGAAGAAAAAGCUGUUGGAGCUGCUGCAGAGCUUCUUGGGGAACUUGUUAUCUUCACGGUUGCAGGACUUGCUAUAAUCUUUGAGGUGCAAAGAAGUGCUAGAUCAGAAGCUAGAAAGGAGGAACAGCGCAAGCAAGAAAUAGAGGCAAUGAAGCAAAAAGGCACAGAUUUAGAAAAAGAAGUGCAAUGUCUAAAGGCCAAACUGCAAGAGAUGGAGCAACUUGUCCAGAGAAGAAGCUGGCUAGAUCUCAUCAGGUUCCGGCAAUCCCCGGCACUAGAAGAGCACAAGUCGGCAAGGUUUUAG
Prunus mume (Japanese apricot) is the source of this 507-nucleotide messenger RNA. Lineage: Eukaryota; Viridiplantae; Streptophyta; Magnoliopsida; Rosales; Rosaceae. The record is from RefSeq and is a predicted model, not a curated record.